GAACGCGUUUGACGAAUGCAACCGGAUGUGACGUUGCACGUGACCCCGAAAUGUACUUCCGGUUGGGAGGGCGGGCAGAGCGUGUUGCGUGUGCUUGCUAACGCUAUUGUGACGACAAGCAAAUAAUCAUCAUAACACUUCCACGGUCACACGCGUGUUAAGAGGGAAUGAGUUUACCACUGAACCCAAAGCCAUUCUUGAAUGGCCUGACGGGCAAGCCGGUGAUGGUGAAGCUCAAGUGGGGGAUGGAGUACAAAGGCUACCUGGUGUCUGUGGAUGGUUACAUGAACAUGCAGCUGGCCAACACAGAAGAGUACGUGGAUGGCGCUUUAGCAGGCCAUCUGGGUGAAGUCCUCAUCAGGUGCAAUAACGUCUUGUACAUCCGAGGCGUAGAAGAAGAGGAGGAGGACGGGGAAAUGAGAGAAUAAUUCCAGAGAGUUGAAAGUGUGCUUUAGUUUUCACCAUGUGAAAACGAAACCACAUGAACGUUGUUUUUGUUUUGUUUUUUGUACUUUUUCUUUGUUGUGAUACAGACACAAUAAAAUCAUUGUACUCUUUCUUAAA
Doryrhamphus excisus (bluestripe pipefish) is the source of this 564-nucleotide messenger RNA. RefSeq names its product small nuclear ribonucleoprotein polypeptide F (gene snrpf). The record is from RefSeq and is a predicted model, not a curated record. Gene Ontology annotation, molecular function: RNA binding. Gene Ontology annotation, cellular component: pICln-Sm protein complex; catalytic step 2 spliceosome; U1 snRNP. Lineage: Eukaryota; Metazoa; Chordata; Actinopteri; Syngnathiformes; Syngnathidae. Gene Ontology annotation, biological process: mRNA splicing, via spliceosome; spliceosomal snRNP assembly.